Messenger RNA from Penicillium cinerascens, 1254 nucleotides. RefSeq names its product sphingosine hydroxylase (gene sur2). The transcript is spliced from 2 exons. The record is from RefSeq and is a predicted model, not a curated record. Gene Ontology annotation, biological process: lipid biosynthetic process. The coding region runs from base 1 to 1254 and encodes 417 amino acids. NCBI's taxonomy places the organism in Eukaryota, Fungi, Ascomycota, Eurotiomycetes, Eurotiales, Aspergillaceae. Gene Ontology annotation, molecular function: iron ion binding; oxidoreductase activity.
AUGGCCAACGCUUCUGCCACCUUCGAUCUCCCUCCCCUGCCGAGUUACACCACCUCCGUCCGCGAACCGCUCUUUCCGCCCGUUCCCGAUAACUAUGUUGCCCUCAUCCUGCCCAUUAUCGCCUACUGGGCCAUGUCAAUGAUCUACCACUACUUGGAUGUGAACAACUAUUUCGAAAAAUACCGUCUGCACACUCCCGCCGAAGUGUCGAAGCGAAACCGCGUGACUCGUUGGGAAGUCGUUCGUGAUGUGGUCUUGCAGCAGGUGAUCCAGACGCUGGCUGGUGCAUCCAUGGCGUAUUUCGACCCGGUGGAGACCGUUGGACGAGAGGAGUAUGAUGUCGCCGUCUGGGCGCAGCGAAUCCGGUUUCUGCAGAAGGCGAUCCCUCCGAUGUUAGCUCUCAUCGGGGUGGAUGCUGCCGGCCUGGCCAAACAGGUGUCGCAGAACGGACACACCAUGCUUGCCGGUGCUCUGGCCGGAGGAUCGUAUCCGAGCGUGAUGCAGUCGGUGAUUCUUGACGGUGGCGCGGAAGUCUCGGCCCCGGCCUUUACGAGCUGGGAGUUGUCCUUGGCCGGUUUCAUCUACUGGUAUUUUGUUCCCGGCUUGCAGUUCAUGCUCGCCGUCUCCAUUGUCGACACUUGGCAAUACUUCCUGCACCGGGCCAUGCACCUGAACCGUUGGCUCUAUGUGACCUUCCACUCUCGCCACCACCGACUCUACGUUCCCUACGCCUUUGGCGCCUUGUACAACCAUCCCGUCGAGGGAUUUCUUUUGGAUACGGCCGGUACCGGCAUUGGAUUCUUGGUUUCUGGCAUGACCAACCGCCAAGCCAUGUGGUUUUACACCAUUUCAACCAUCAAGACCGUUGACGACCACUGCGGCUACGCAUUCCCUUGGGACCCUCUCCAGCACUUCACCUCCAACAAUGCCGCCUAUCAUGACAUCCACCACCAGAGCUGGGGCAUCAAGACCAACUUCUCCCAGCCCUUUUUCAUCUUCUGGGAUCGCUUGCUCGACACCCAGUGGAAGGGUGAGGUCAAGCUUCGUUACGAGCGGGCUCGUGAGAGCGCCCAGAAACAGGUUGACGCGGAUGCCGCCCAGGCUGCAGAGGUGUCGGCAGUCGAGGGACGCGAACACGAACCCGUGGUGGUCUCUUCCGAGGGGCCAGCGACGCGAACUCGCCUCCGCCGGAAAACUGUCGACAGUUUGAAGGGACCCAGCCACGGCGUCUCAGGGAGCGUCCUGCACAAUUGA